AUGGCGGCCAUUCUCCUGAGGACAAGGCCCAAGGUCCCAGUAUCAUUUGAGGAUGUGGCAAUGUACUUCACAAAGACAGAAUGGAAGCUUCUGGAUCUCAAACAAAGAAUCCUCUACAAGCAGGUGAUGCUGGAGAACUAUGGCCAUUUAGUGUCAUUGGGAUUUGCCUUCUCCAAGCCUCCCCUGGUGUCCCAGCUGGAGCGAGGGGAGGGGCCUUGGGUAGCAGGCUCCCUUAGAGGCCAAGCAGAGGCAGAAUCACAUGCAGGUGAGAGGAUAAAGAGCAAGGCAGCCAUUUCAAAACAGAAACAUUCUGGAAGAGGACUCCCAGGACCUGACUUUCAGGGCGGCAAAGGGGGCCAGGUGGCAGGGUCACCUCCCCAGCCAGGAGGCACCAAGAUAGUGUCUGCACAGAGAAGUCCCGGGGACUCUGUACAAAAUCCGGUUCUAAGGCAACAGCUUUCCAAGGGCGUCGAGAAACGGUACCUGUGUCAACAGUGCGGGAAAUCCUUCAGCCGCAGCUCCAAUCUGAUCAAGCAUCGCAUCAUCCACAGUGGUGAGAAGCCCUUCGCCUGCAGCGAGUGCGGAAAGCUGUUCCGGCGCAGCUUCGCGCUGCUGGAGCACCAGCGCAUCCACAGCGGUGAGAAGCCGUAUGCGUGCGGCGAGUGCGGCAAGACCUUCACGCGCAGUUCCAACCUCAUCAAGCACCAGAUCAUCCACAGCGGCGAGAAGCCCUUCGCCUGCAGCGAGUGCGGAAAGCUGUUCCGGCGCAGCUUCGCGCUGCUGGAGCACCAACGCAUCCACAGUGGCGAGCGGCCUUAUGCAUGCAGCGAGUGCGGCAAGGCGUUCAGCCGCAGCUCCAACCUCAUCGAGCACCAGCGCACCCACAGCGGCCAGAAGCCCUACACCUGCCCCGAGUGCGGCAAGGCCUUCAAGGGCGUCUCGCAGCUCAUUCACCACCAGCGCAGCCACAGUGGCGAGAAGCCCUUCGCGUGCCAGGAGUGUGGCAAGGCGUUCCGCGGCCGCUCUGGCCUCAGCCAGCACCGGCGCGUGCACAGCGGCGAGAAGCCCUAUGAGUGCAGCGAGUGCGGCAAGGCGUUUGGCCGCCGCGCCAACCUCUUCAAGCAUCAGGCGGUGCACGGUGGCAUACGGGCCUCCGAGCGCCGGGGCCGCGCCAAGGGGCUGAGGCGCGGAUGCAUGCUCCUUGAGCCGAGGCGUGGGCACCGAGGGCCGCGGCCCCAGGAGGGCGGCGAGAGCAGCUCGGCCGAGCCCCGGCGGAGCCGCAGCGGCCAGAAGCCACACACGUGUGAGCACUGCGGCCAGGCCUUCGAGAGUAAGUCGCAGCUGAGUGGCCACAGGCACUCCCAUGGCGGCGAGAAGCCCCAGGCGGCGGCUUUCGAGGGGAAGUCACUCGUUGAGGGGAGCGACGGCGGCCACGGGGCCAGCGUUCUGGGCUCUGGGAAGACCCAGGGCAAAGCCUCUCCCUGA
Urocitellus parryii (Arctic ground squirrel) is the source of this 1485-nucleotide messenger RNA. RefSeq names its product ZFP92 zinc finger protein (gene Zfp92). Gene Ontology annotation, biological process: regulation of transcription by RNA polymerase II. Gene Ontology annotation, molecular function: DNA-binding transcription activator activity, RNA polymerase II-specific; RNA polymerase II cis-regulatory region sequence-specific DNA binding. Lineage: Eukaryota; Metazoa; Chordata; Mammalia; Rodentia; Sciuridae. The record is from RefSeq and is a predicted model, not a curated record. Gene Ontology annotation, cellular component: nucleus.